This is a messenger RNA of Hansenula ciferrii, 2364 nucleotides long. RefSeq names its product cullin CDC53 (gene CDC53). The coding region runs from base 1 to 2364 and encodes 787 amino acids. Gene Ontology annotation, cellular component: SCF ubiquitin ligase complex. NCBI's taxonomy places the organism in Eukaryota, Fungi, Ascomycota, Saccharomycetes, Phaffomycetales, Wickerhamomycetaceae. Gene Ontology annotation, molecular function: ubiquitin protein ligase binding. Gene Ontology annotation, biological process: protein ubiquitination; SCF-dependent proteasomal ubiquitin-dependent protein catabolic process. The record is from RefSeq and is a predicted model, not a curated record. The transcript has a single exon.
AUGACUGAUCUGCCUAAAUCAAAUGAUUUAACCGCCACUUGGACUUUUGUCGAACCUGGUUUACAAUUAAUUAUUGGUGGUUCUGAAGAAAAUUCUGGUGUUACACCACAAAUGUAUAUGAAUGUUUAUUCUGCAAUUUAUAAUUAUUGUGUUAAUAAAUCAAGAACUCCACAAAAUUUGGCUUCUUCAACAACAAAUCAAUCUUCUUUAUUGGUUGGUGCUGAAAUUUAUAAAAAAUUAAAAGAUUAUUUAAUUACUUAUGUUUCAUCUUUGAAAAAAAAACAAAAUGAAUCUUUUUUAGAAUUUUAUGUUAAACGUUGGACAAGAUUUACUGUUGGUGCUGGUUAUUUAAAUCAUGUUUUCGAUUAUAUGAAUAGAUAUUGGGUUCAAAAGGAAAGAAGUGAUGGUAGAAGAGAUAUUUUUGAUGUUAAUACUUUAUCUUUAUUAACUUGGAGAGAUGUUAUGUUUAAACCAAAUUCUGAUCUUUUAAUUAAAGAAAUUUUGGAACAAAUUAGAUUACAAAGAGAAAAUCAAGUUGUUGAUACAAGAUCUUUAUCUGUUGCUAUUAGAUCAUUUGUUUUAUUGGGUAUUGAUACUCAAGAUUUAAAAAAACAAAAUCUGGAUCUUUAUACUACACUGUUUGAAACUCCAUUUUUAGAAGCAACAAAAUCUUUUUAUGCUGCUGAAUCAAAUGAAUAUUUAUCAAGUCAUAAUAUUGUUGAUUAUAUGAGAAAAGCUGAACAAAGAAUUAAUGAAGAAGAAAGUCGAGAAACUCUUUAUUUGGAUGAACAUAGUAAAAAACCUUUAACUGAUGCUUUAAAUGAUACUUUAAUUGUGGCACAUUCUCAAACUUUAUACAAUGAAUUCAAUAAUCUGUUGGAUCAACAUCAAAUUGAUCAUAUUUCUAAGAUGUUUAAUCUAUUCAAUAGAGUUCCUUCAACUUUAGAACCUUUAGCUAAAAAAUUUUCAGAUUAUAUUGAAACUCAAGGUUUAAAUGCUAUUGAUAAUUUAUUAAAUGAUACUCAAAAUGAAGCUUCAAAAGAAUCAGUUACAAAUGAAGAUGGAAGUAUUGCACCAAAAAAACCAAAUGUUUCCAAGUCACAAGUUGAUCCAAAAUUAUAUAUUAAAGCAUUGAUUCAAGUUUAUCAAAUUUAUCAAAAAAUUGUUAGUUCAGCUUUCCAAAAUAAUCCAAUUUUUGUUAAAGCUUUAGAUAGUGCUUGUCGUAGUUAUAUUAAUGUUAAUUCAAUUGCAAAACCAUUAAAUUCCAAAUCAACUUCCAAAACUCCAGAUUUAUUAGCAAAAUAUAGUGAUAAUUUAUUGAAAAAAAAUAAAGAUGCAGAUGCAACAAGUGAUAUGAGUGUUGAUGAUAUUAUGAUUGUUUUCAAAUUCAUUACUGAUAAAGAUGCUUUUGAAACUCAUUAUAGAAGAUUACUGGCUAGAAGAUUAAUUCAUGGUACUUCAUCAUCUGAAGAAGCUGAAGAAUCAAUUAUUCAAAGAUUACAAACUGAAAAUUCUUUAGAAUAUACUUCUAAAAUGACUAAAAUGUUUCAAGAUGUUAGAGCUUCAAAUGAAUUGAAAAUUUUAUUUAAAGAAGAAGUUACAAGAGAUUGGGAAAAUUCUAAAAACAUUGUACCAGAUUUCCAACCAUUUAUUUUAGCUGAAACUAUGUGGCCUUUCAAUUAUAAUAAAACUAAUUUCCAAUUACCAACUGAUUUAGUUCCAACUUAUACAAAAUUAGAAGAAAUUUAUCAAAGUAAACAUAAUGGUAGAAUUUUAAAAUGGUUAUGGUCAUUAGGACGUGGUGAAAUUAAAGCAAAUUUAUCAAAACCUGGUAAACCACCUUUUACAUUAUCAAUGUCAUUAUAUCAAAUGGCUAUAAUUUUACCAUUUAAUGAGAAUGAUUCAUAUUCAAUUGGUGAAUUAAUGGAAUUAACAGGUUUAGAUAAUCAAACUAUAAUUGCAUCAAUUGUACCAUUUUUAAAAUAUAAAAUUUUAAAUCAAUCACCUUUAGGACAAGAUAAUUUAAAAAAUUCAGAAACAAAAAUUUCAUGUAUUUCAGAAUAUAAAUUUAAAAGAUUAAAAAUUAAUUUAUUUAAUGGUGUUAAACUGGAACAAAAACAAGAAUCUGAUGAUGCAGAAAAAGAAAUUAAUGAUGAUCGUAAAAUGUUUUUACAAGCUUGUAUUGUUAGAAUUAUGAAGGCUAGAAAAAACCUAAGUCAUACAAAUUUAAUUAAUGAAGUUAUUCAACAAUCUCAUCAAAGAUUUAAUGCAAAAAUUAUAGAUAUUAAAAGAUGUAUUGAUUUAUUGAUUGAAAAAGAAUAUUUACAAAGAGGUGAAAAUCAAACUUAUGAAUAUUUAGCAUAG